CCAGGGUCCCGCCGGGCGCAGGCCCCGCCCCCAGGGCGCUUGGGGGCGGGGCGAGGCCCAGGUCCUGCCGCGGGCCGUGUCCGUUAGAGCGCGCGUCCGGCUGGUCGCUCCCUCGCGUUUCUGCCUCAGGUGCCCAGCCGAGGGCGCGCAGGCGCCGUGUGGGCCGGGCAGAGGGCCGGGCCGGGCCGGGCCGGCGGCGGGAGCCGGGCGAGCAGGUUGGUCGCCCUGCCGGAGGCGCUCCCGGAGCGGGCUCUGGCGCCGGGCCCGCCGCAGCAGCUCCGCUGCGGAGUUUCCAGGAAACUUCGGAUCCGCUGCAGAGCGCGGUUGCUGGGCAGCGUGCAGGAGACAGUAUGAACAGAGGAGCAGAUUAAACAACUCAUGAAAAAUGGAGUGAAAAAUGAAAUGGAAUGACUUGCUGAUGGUUUGCCGCCAGCUGAAUAUGGAGGAGUCUGUCGCUGAGAUCAUGCACCAGCUGGGAGCAGAUGAAAAUGGAAAAAUUUCCUUUCAGGAUUUUAGUCAGUGCCGCAUGCAACUGGUGCGAGAAAUCAGGAAGGAGGAAGUGGAGCUUUCUGUGAAAUCGGAUGACUCUUGUAAAAAGAAAAAUUUAAGGGAUAGGAUGGCUUCCUGGCCAACUAGCAGCGAUAACAGUUUAGGUGCCCUGUCAGGAGCCAGAGAAAGCUGGGAAUAUGAUUCAGGAGCAAGAGACCUUCAGAGUCCUGACCUCCAGAGUCACUUUACCCUACAAAAGCUGUUGGAAUAUGGUGGAAACAGUGUGAUUCAACAGGCUGCUUUGCAGAGACUUCUAUCUCAGGCCUCAAAUCUUAGCAACUCUGUUGGAGGAAGUUAUUUAGAACUUGCCAACACUCUCCAUUUAGCAGCCCUGGCAUCAUUAAAGGGAGACAUAGUGGAGCUGAAUAAACGUCUACAACAAACAGAAAGGGAGCGUGACCUGCUGGAAAAGAAGUUGGCAAAAGCACAGUGUGAACAAUCCCACCUAAUGAGAGAGCACGAAGACGUGCAGGAACGAACAACGCUACGCUACGAGGAACGAAUCACAGAGCUGCACAGUAUCAUUGCUGAGCUGAAUAAGAAGAUUGAUCGACUACAAGGAACAACAAUAAGGGAGGAAGAUGAGUAUUCGGAGCUGCGGUCAGAGCUCAGCCAAAGCCAGCAUGAGGUCAACGAUGACUCACGCAGCAUGGACCAGAAUUCUGUUUCGGUACCAGAGAAUCAGUCCACCAUGGUCACUGCAGACGUGGAUAACUGUAGUGACUUGAAUUCAGAACUGCAAAGAGUGCUGACAGGUCUGGAAAAUGUUGUCUGCGGGAGGAAGAAGAGCAGCUGCAGUUUAUCUGUAGCAGAAGUGGAUAGACAUAUUGAACAACUCACCACUGCCAGCGAACAUUGUGAUCUAGCCAUUAAGACAGUAGAAGAAAUUGAGGGUGUACUAGGACGGGAUCUUUAUCCAAAUCUAUCUGAAGAGAGAUCUCGAUGGGAAAAGGAGCUAGCUGGCCUGCGGGAAGAGAACGAGAGCCUCACUGCCAUGCUGUGUAGCAAAGAGGAAGAGCUGAACAGGACCAAGGCCACCAUGAAUGCUAUUCGUGAAGAAAGGGACAGAUUGCGCAGAAGGGUUCGGGAACUGCAAACACGUUUACAAAGCGUGCAGGCAACAGGUCCAUCCAGCCCAAGUCGCCUGACUUCUGCAAAUCGACCCAUUAACCCCAGUACUGGAGAACUGAGCACAAGCAGCAGUAGCAAUGACAUUCCCAUAGCCAAGAUUGCUGAAAGAGUGAAGUUGUCAAAGACAAGAUCAGAGUCUUCAUCGUCUGACAGACCUGUCCUAGGAUCAGAAAUCAGCAGCAUAGGAGUGUCUAGCAGUGUGGCUGAACACUUGGCACAUUCCCUCCAAGACUGCUCAAAUAUCCAAGAAAUCUUCCAAACUCUGUAUUCACAUGGAUCUGCUAUCUCUGAAAGUAAAAUCCGAGAGUUUGAAGUGGAGACAGAGAGAUUAAAUAGCCGUAUUGAACACUUGAAAUCCCAGAAUGACUUGUUGACAAUAACACUGGAGGAGUGCAAGAGCAAUGCUGAGCGGAUGAGCAUGCUUGUUGGGAAGUAUGAGUCCAAUGCCACAGCCCUCAGGCUUGCACUGCAAUACAGUGAACAGUGCAUAGAAGCAUAUGAGCUGCUGUUGGCAUUGGCAGAAAGCGAGCAGAGUCUCAUUCUUGGGCAAUUCAGAGCUGCAGGUGUUGGUUCUGUUGGGGACCAAACGGGUGAUGAAAACAUUACCCAGAUGCUUAAGAGAGCUCAUGACUGCAGGAAGACAGCUGAGAACGCAGCAAAAGCCUUGCUGAUGAAACUAGAUGGGAGCUGCGGGGGAGCCUAUGCAAUCACUGGCUGUAGCGUGCAGCCCUGGGAAAGCCUGUCGUCCAACAGCCACACGAGUACUACCAGCUCAACUGCAAGCAGUUGUGAUACAGAGUUUACAAAGGAGGAUGAGCAACGGUUGAAGGAUUAUAUACAGCAGUUGAAGAAUGACAGGGCAGCAGUGAAGCUAACAGUGCUGGAGCUGGAAAGCAUCCACAUUGAUCCCCUUAGUUAUGACGUUAAACCUCGUGGAGACAGCCAGAGGCUAGACCUGGAAAAUGCAGUCUUGAUGCAAGAGCUUAUGGCAAUGAAGGAGGAGAUGGCAGAGCUGAAGGCUCAGCUUUAUCUGCUAGAGAAAGAGAAGAAGGCGUUGGAAUUGAAACUGAGCACCCGAGAGGCCCAGGAACAGGCCUACCUUGUCCACAUCGAGCACUUGAAGUCUGAAGUGGAAGAGCAAAAAGAGCAGAGAAUGAGGUCUCUCAGCUCUACGAGCAGCGGCAGCAAAGACAAGUUGGGCAAGGAAUGCAGUGAUGGCACCGCAGCACCGUUAACGUUAGCUGAGCUGAGACCCUACAGCGAGAGUGAACUGACUGCCGAACUGACAAAUGCGCUCAGGCGGGAGAAGAAACUGAAAGCUAGAGUGCAGGAGUUAGUGAGUGCUUUGGAGAGACUCACAAAGAGCAGUGAAAUCAGGCAUCAGCAGUCUGCAGAAUUUGUUAAUGACCUUAAAAGGGCAAACAGUAACUUGGUAGCUGCUUAUGAAAAAGCAAAGAAAAAGCAUCAAAACAAGCUGAAGAAACUGGAGUCACAAAUGAUGGCCAUGGUGGAGAGACAUGAAACACAAGUAAGGAUGCUCAAACAAAGAAUAGCGUUGCUAGAAGAGGAGAACUCUAGACCGCACACCAAUGAAACGUCACUUUGAAUGCAUCUCUUCCAGCGAUGGUUAGUGCCAUUACAAAUUGGUUUCUUUUGGAGUCUGGUUUUUAGGUAGCUUCAAACUCUAAAAGCUCUGACCCUCAACACCAACAGUUUGUCACCAUCUCUAGGAUCACAGCUCUCCAGCCAGGAGCCGUGGGGAGAACCUAAGCAUUAAGCAAGGACUCUUUAACAAUGUAAACGGACAGUGCCUGAAUUACCACGUUAUGAGUACGUACGUCGUCUGCGUCGUUAGGUCUCUACUCAUACAAGUUCUCUUCCCUCUUAUGCCCCAAGGGCAACAGUGUCACAUAACAAAAUAAUACAUGUUAAGAGAUUUUAUUUGGGGCAGUUUGGAGAUAACUGGAGAGAGCUCCCAAUCCCCAAGCUCUCUCUGCACACACCUCUCUGUAUUGUACUCAAGCCUUGCUGCUUCUGUUGUAUCAACUAAAUAGGCAGAUGGGGGGUGGGGGGGUGGAAGUCUCCUUAAGGUAUCGGCUGGUUGGCUGUUUGUAUCGCACCUGCAGUGGUAUCGCACCUGCAGUGCUAUUGCUCACAGAGCAGAGAGAGUAGGAAAAACCGUUGUUUGGCAAAAAACAACAAACCCUGGGCAUCUCUGGAAACUAUGAUAAUGAUAUAUUGCUUAGUUUGUAAGAGGGCCAAAGGCUGUGAGUUUCACCAUGCCAGAUAGUCUGUGCCAAGGUUGGGUAAGAAAUUAUGGGAAAUCUCCUGAAAUUGCAUGUUGUAUGCAAUUAUUUUCUGAGACAGCUGGAUUUUCCUAUUAAUACAUUAUAGCCGAGGUUUUCUUUAAGAGGCUGGGCCAUCUUUAUCAUGUGUAUAGUUUUAUUACAGCUUUCUAUGAUCAAGAGGUAGAAUGUCUUUUUUUAUACUUUUGACCAAAAAAGGUACUUAUUUAUUAGGAAUGUACCUGUUCAAUAUUAAAUACAUAUGCACAAAACUAUAGAUGUGUAUAUGUAUGGAUGUACAACCACAAACAGAAUGUGAAUGGUUAUGUCUUCAUAUAGCUUCUUAGGCUAACUUUUGUUCCUGUUAACAUUCUUUUCUUUUGUUUAAGUCACAUCAUCCUAAUAUAUUAUCCAAGUAAAUGAAUUGAAAAUUUUGGCCUAUACUAGUAACGUAGGCUGAGCAAAGCAUGGAGAUGAGAUUGAUGUCUCUAGGCAGCAAAAAAUGGGAGUAUGACAUAAGAACAGUUUCAUAUACAAAUUUCUUGUUUUCAACAUAGCCAUGACCAAGCACAUCAAACACAACUGCCAGUUUGGCAUUGUUAAAACAAGCAGGGAGCCCAGUAACUUUGUUCAGCUGCCAGUGUGUUAUCUCCUUCCUUUGUAUUUUUCAAGCUUUGUUUUCUCCAGGAAAUCCAAUUUCAGGAGUCAGCUAUCCUUUCCGUUCACGAUAUGCCUUGUUUUACAUUGGGCUGCACCUCAAGUUUGAUUAGUGUGUUUAGAGUGAUGAGAAAUUCUUUCAUUUGUUACUGUAAUUUCUAGUACUAAAGAAAUAUUUGUAAGAGGACUUGAACUGGUUUUGUCUAGUCUUGGGUUAGGCCAGGCAGCCAAAGAAGUUCUCGGACUUAGUGUUCAAAAUAUGCUGUUAUUGUUAAGUCUUGGUUACAACUGAAACUCUUACCGUUGGUGCUCAGGCCAUCUCUCUUAUUACUGUAGCAGCUGUUUUCUUCUUUCCUUACAGUAUAAUUUGAUACUUCUCUACAGUCUGAUACAUCCAGCUGCAAAGUCAACAUCAUAAGUGGUUGACAAUGCUGAUUUCCAAAUUAAGGUGUAGGUGGUGUGAUGCCUUCGGGUUGGUUUUGGUCAGUCCCCUUCAUUAAGAUAAUUGCACAAUUCCCCCUUAAUUCUAAAAUGCAAAUGGAAAUUUUUGCAAAUCAGCCUGUUGAGGCAAUAGCUACAUAGAUUUCUUACUGUCUUUAUGGUUUUGCUAAGUAUCCAUUAUGUUUCUUUUUUUUGGCCAACAUGCAAUGUGUAUUUUGCCAUAUGUGUACUUUAGUAUUAGCUGAGCACACUUGUUUCUGAGGAAACAUGAGGAAAAUAAUCCACUGAAUACUCUGGUAAAAAUGCAAUUACAGUUGCAUUGUAUCUGAAACAAGUAACUGGGGGUCAUCUUAAACUAUCAAUGUGAAAUACCUUUCACCUAAGGUAGCUAGUAACCAUUGUUGCACUGGAUUUCCUCUUUGGCUCCAUUUUUUAAAAUUUGUUAGUAGCUAAAGAAAUUGUUAAGCCAGUUAGGCUUGAGGCAUUUGAAUUGAAAUGCAUCCUUAUAGGCAAGAUUGUAUGUUAAGAAAGUGUGAAAUGCACCUGGAUUUAAAAAUAUAAAGCUGCACUCUCCUUCAGUGGGCCUUAAAUAGUUUAUACAGAGUCAGCAAAUCAUUGCCUAAGUGCUGUUUACUACAUUUACUGCACAUCUCCCUGGCCAACUGCGCUCCGAGAGUGUUUUAGAAUAAAUCAUGUCGUCAUUAAAAGGUAAGUCACUCACUCUCCCUUUCUUCCCAUGGGGCUUAUAGAUAGAACAGCUAGACUGGUAUCAGGCAGCCUCUGCAGUAGCUUACCCUUUGCCAAACCAGUAAGGCAGCUUGCCUAAGCAAGUAGCUACUGCUUCAUUUGUUGGCACACUGGAAAAGGCUGGUAAGAAAACACUGAAAGGUUUACUGGUGUUGUUUCACAUUUUAACAAUUAGCUGCAGCUCCAGUGUAGCUGCUAGAAUGGCACUAAUCCUGAGAGUAACUGCUAAAAACCUAAUUCCUUUUAUGCAAGUUUGAAACACCAGCCUAUAGACAAGUGUGCAUUUUAACUUUACAGUUGAUGCAAGUCAUCUCAAAUCACUGCAACCUAGCUCACUUAACACUUGUUGCAGAAAUAGUACAUUUACAAAGCAGGAAAAAUAGUUGUUCACUCAUUAAUUAAUCUUAGUUUGUAUUUUAUUUUUUGAUUUUAAAUUGCCAGAGUGCAUGAGAUUUCAUAUUUUGCAUUGCGUUCAGAAAAAACAUGUACUUUUUCUAAUUCAGUGUAUAAAUCUUCACCAGCUUGAAUGUACUGUUAGCUAUUACAAAGCACAUGUGACUAAGUUUGCAUUAAUGUCAGUAUUGUUCUACCAUUUUUAUUAGGAGUUUCUCAUUUAAAAACUCAUUUAAUACUGUACUAUAUGUUGUAAGUUUAGAAACUUUUCAGCUUACUGAAUUAGCUUUAAAUGUGUUGCUGCUUUUUAGUUUCCUAGCUGCUGUAAAAUAGCUAUUUUGUGUUUAUUUGAUAUAGAAUUGUAAAAACUGCAUUUAUUUAUACAGAGACAUUUAUAAUACUUUUAUUUUACAAAUGUUCUUAUAUUCUGAAUAAAUUUCUAAUGCUG
This is a messenger RNA of Dromaius novaehollandiae (emu), 6651 nucleotides long. Its product is annotated as colorectal mutant cancer protein. Gene Ontology annotation, molecular function: calcium ion binding. Gene Ontology annotation, cellular component: cytoplasm. The transcript has 20 exons. Gene Ontology annotation, biological process: negative regulation of canonical Wnt signaling pathway. The record is from RefSeq and is a predicted model, not a curated record. The coding region runs from base 398 to 3286 and encodes 962 amino acids. NCBI's taxonomy places the organism in Eukaryota, Metazoa, Chordata, Aves, Casuariiformes, Dromaiidae.